Helianthus annuus (common sunflower) is the source of this 736-nucleotide messenger RNA. Its product is annotated as 17.3 kDa class I heat shock protein. The transcript has a single exon. Lineage: Eukaryota; Viridiplantae; Streptophyta; Magnoliopsida; Asterales; Asteraceae. Gene Ontology annotation, biological process: protein complex oligomerization; response to hydrogen peroxide; response to salt stress. The coding region runs from base 118 to 585 and encodes 155 amino acids. The record is from RefSeq and is a predicted model, not a curated record.
UAUAUAAAUCGUUCCUGCUCCUCAAAUUCCAUAACAAAACAACACUUGAGUUAGCGAAAUACAAAGUAACUCAAUUCUUCCACAGUUUUAUUAAUUUUAUAGCCAAAACAUUCGAAAAUGUCGAUCAUCCCAAGCUUGUUUGGUGGCCGAAGGAGCAGCGUCUUCGACCCAUUUUCCUUAGACGUUUGGGACCCAUUCAGAGACUUCCCCAUUUCGUCUUCCUCUGAUGUUUCAAGGGAGACUUCUGCGUUGGUAAACGCCCGUGUGGAUUGGAAGGAAACGCCAGAAGCUCAUGUGUUCAAGGCGGAUCUUCCUGGGAUCAAGAAGGAAGAAGUGAAGGUGGAGGUGGAAGACGGAAACUUCUUACAAAUCACCGGUGAGAGGAACGUGGAGAAAGAAGAUAAGAAUGAUAAAUGGCAUCGGGUUGAGCGAAGCAGCGGCAAAUUCACAAGGAGGUUCAGGUUGCCGGAGAAUGCUAAAAUGGAACAGGUGAAGGCGGCCAUGGAAAAUGGAGUGCUUACAAUUACAGUGCCAAAAGAAGAAGUGAAGAAGCCUGAUGUCAAGUCUAUUGAAAUCUCCGGUUAAUUUUCUUUUAUGAACUUCAAUCAUGUUGUCAUCAUCAAGCGUUUAUGUGUGAUAUUCUAGCGCUCUUUUGUAUUUCUCGUUGCAAUUUCUACCAUAACUUGUAUGCUUUUGAUGAUGAUUGAUGAAUAAAAUGUUUGUUAGCUUCUAAAUU